Adelges cooleyi (spruce gall adelgid) is the source of this 1096-nucleotide messenger RNA. RefSeq names its product ubiquitin carboxyl-terminal hydrolase isozyme L3 (gene Uch). Gene Ontology annotation, cellular component: cytoplasm. The record is from RefSeq and is a predicted model, not a curated record. Gene Ontology annotation, molecular function: cysteine-type deubiquitinase activity. Gene Ontology annotation, biological process: ubiquitin-dependent protein catabolic process; protein deubiquitination. The transcript is spliced from 8 exons. NCBI's taxonomy places the organism in Eukaryota, Metazoa, Arthropoda, Insecta, Hemiptera, Adelgidae. Bases 240 to 938 code for a protein of 232 amino acids.
UUUCCGGUCUUCAAUGAAUCAGUUAUAAAUUAUAAUUAUUAUUUGAUUUACAAUAGUUUAUCGUUUAAAGUUUAAACUUAAACAUAAUAUUUUAUAUCUCAUUUUAAUUAUAUUUUUUAUUGUCGCUAUUUAUAUAUUUCCUAACCAAUUUUGUUUAAAAAUAAUUGUAGACUAUUUGAUUCCUAUCAAAUUCGUCUUUGUGUUUGGGAAUUCGACGUCUUUCACGGAUAAAACUUAAAAUGGCAAUUUGGUUACCUUUAGAAUCGAAUCCAGAAGUAAUGAACAAGUUCUUGCAUCACAUGGGAGUACCCGAUGAUUGGAAUAUGUUUGACAUUUAUGGUCUCGGAGAGCAAGAACUAGCAAUGGUCCCCUUGCCGUGUGCAUCAGUUAUUAUGUUAUUUCCUUUUAAUGACGCUUAUGAGAAUCGAAGAAAUGAAGAAGAACUACUGAUUAAAUCAAAAGGUCAAAAAGUGUCAGAGGAUCUAUAUUAUAUAAAACAGUAUGUGGGCAAUGCUUGUGGAACAAUAGCACUUUUACAUAGUGUGGCUAAUAACAGGGACAAAAUUGAGUUAAAAGAAGGCCUAUUAAAACGGUUUUUGGACGAAGGGGAAAAUUUGUCUCCAUCUGAUCGCGGCCAUUUAUUAGAAAAAAAUGAAGAAAUGAGUAAUGCACACAAGGAAGUCGCAAUCGAUGGCCAGUCCGCAGCACCAGAUCCGGCCGAUGCAGUUCCUUAUCAUUUUGUUGCGUUUGUAUGUAAAGACAAUAGUCUGUAUGAAUUAGAUGGCAGAAAGUUUGAACCAAUUAAUCAUGGUCCAUCCAAUCCAGAUUCAAUACUUGUGGAUACAGUUAAGGUCAUCCAAGAAAAAUUUAUUGCUCCCGAGUCGGGCAAUAUUCAUUUCACAUUAUUGGCGAUGUCCAACUGCAGUGAAGAAAUCUAGAUAUAAAAUAAUAUUUAAGUAUGAUGUACAUUAUUACUGUCAACUUAAACAAAAUAAUACAAUGUAAAAUUUAAUUUAUAUUUUUAUUUUUUAUGAAAUUAUACUUCAAUAUUAUUAUAAUUUUUUUAUACAAUAAAAUAUGAAUUUAAUAUGCUUUC